This is a messenger RNA of Hirundo rustica (Barn swallow), 2523 nucleotides long. Its product is annotated as zinc finger protein 391-like. The transcript is spliced from 2 exons. Gene Ontology annotation, biological process: regulation of transcription by RNA polymerase II. The record is from RefSeq and is a predicted model, not a curated record. Gene Ontology annotation, molecular function: DNA-binding transcription factor activity, RNA polymerase II-specific; RNA polymerase II cis-regulatory region sequence-specific DNA binding. NCBI's taxonomy places the organism in Eukaryota, Metazoa, Chordata, Aves, Passeriformes, Hirundinidae. Bases 110 to 766 code for a protein of 218 amino acids.
GCGUCUGUGCGGGCCCGGGAGCGGCGGCAGCGGCCGGAGCCCGGUGAGGCGGCGGCGGAGCUCGGAGGCGGCCCCAGCGCAGGAUUUUUCAUUCCCAAGGAGUGGCCGGAUGGAGGAGGAGGAAAAGCCCCGGAGAUGCCGCAUGAGGAGGGGCUGCAAACCCAGCGCAGGGAGCUGCGAGGAGCAAAGACCCCCCCUGUGCCAGGAGGGCAGCCGGAGAUCCAGCCAGAGCUCAGAGCUGGUGGAGAAGCCUCAUGGAGGGGAGAAGCCCCACAAGUGCUUGGAAUGUGGGAAGGGUUUCAGCCAGAGCUCUCACCUGAUCCGGCACCAGGUGAUCCACACUGGGGAACGGCCCUAUGAGUGUGGGGAAUGUGGGAAGAGCUUCAACCACAGCUCCAAUCUGAUCCGACACAAGAGCAUCCACACCAGGGAACGGCCCUUGGAGUGUGGGGAAUGUGGGGACAGCUUCAGGUAUAGCUCCCACCUGAGGACACACCAGAUGAUCCACACUGGGAAGAAGCCCUACAAGUGUGGGGAAUGUGGGAAGAGCUUCAGAGACAGCUACAGCCUGAUCCAGCACCAGGUGAUCCACACUGGCGAAGGGCUCUACACCUGCUUGGAAUGUGGGAAGAGCUUUGGCUAUAGCUCCAGCCUGAGGAAUCACCAGGUGAUCCACACCGGGGAGAGGCCCUACGAGUGUCCUGAGUGUGGGAAGAGCUUCUCCAGGGUCUCUCACUUGACCCGACACCAACGGAGGCACCACUAAGGGAAGCGCUGCGAGUGCCCCGAGAGCGGGAAGAGCUUCGUGCGCUGCUCCAGCUCCAUCCCCCGUGGGAGGAUCGGCCUUGGAUGAUCCCCAGUGACCCCCGUUGGGCAGAGCCCUGCUGAUCCGUGGUCCUGGUGAUCCGUGUUGGGAAGACCCCUGGCUGGGAUGCUCCACAUCUUCCUGGCUCCCCGUGGGCACCUGGAUCAAUGCAGGGGCAGGAACAUCCAUUGGGACACAGACCGACAUUGGGAAUUCCUUGGGCAGAGCAGAUGUGUUGACUUUCAACCCCAGAAAAUCUUUUGCAUUCAAUGCUAUCAUCUGGAGGCAUCAAGGAAUACUGGAUGGUCUUGGAGGUCAUUUCCAAUCUCAGGGUUUCCACGAUUUUGAUUUCCUGUUUCCCAAGUGUGUCUUGCACAGCCAAAUAGUGAAGAUCAAGCGCAGGAACCAAGAUUUUGGAGACAGUGGUGUGGAAACCCCUUCAAAAAAGGUUCUUCUCUCCCAGCCAAGCACAUGGAUCCUCAGCUGGCACAGACACAACAAUCCUUUUUGUUUGACCUUGAUUUGUUUUUCAUUUCUCUUCAUCACUUUAGAUGUCCAACAUUGUGGUAAAAAUAAAGAGAUUGAACUGGGACAUGGGUGAGGACAUGGGGGACAUAGACAUGGUGGGACAUAGACAUGGAGAGUGACAUGGGGACACAUGGACAGGGACGUGGCCAUUCAUGGGGACAUGAGGGGAAAUGGGCACAGCUGGAGAUGUGGGGGACAGUGACAGGGAUGGAUUUGUGGUGGGGAGACAGCCAUGGGUGAGGACAUGGUGGGACAUGGCCAGUGACAUGUGGGGACAUGGCCAUGGCCAGUGCCAUGGGGGGAACUUGCAGGGGCUGUGGGGGAUGCUGGGUUUGAGGGAGUUGAGGGUUCCUGGGAGGGACUUGGGGCUUGCUGAGGGCUUUGGGGAGCCCAGAGCUGGGAGACCCUGGCAGAGGUUGUGGGGCAGCUGCUCAAGGAGCCCCUGAGCUGGACCCCCAGGUGGGCAUUGGGCUCCUGGAAGGGAAUGAAGGUCCUUGUCCCCAGGAGGGAAAUCCCAGCAGCCCCAGGGUAUUGGGGGCAGCUGAGAGGCCACAGCAGGGAGGGGAAAGCCAAACAGAGCUGUCCCCCUGCAGAACUGCACCCCAAAAAUCCCAAACUCAGGGACUCCUCCCAGGAAAAAGCUGUCAGGAGGUGCCUGAAUUGAGGGAAAGGGGGAUGGGACCUCCAAAACCAAGCAUGAUGGACAGGGCUGGUGGAUUGGGGGGCAGAGGGGAAGGGGUGGAAGAGCAGGGAAGAAGAGGGGGCUAGAACCCCCAAAUUGCUUUGGGAAGGGUCCCACUCCUCCUCCUUUCUAAUCCCCAAGAUGGUGCUGGGGCAGUGCUGGACUCUGGGCCUGGCUUGGGCACCCCCCAUGCGCCCCCUCCCCAAAUUCCCCUGGCAGCUUCAGGGCGCCCAGGCGCCUUUUGGUGUUGGCUGGGUGCUGUGCUGGGGUUCAGGUGCCUCCCAAGGAGUCCCCAGAGCGGGGUGACACAGGGGGGACACACGGGGGUCCCCAUUCCCGAUCCAUCCUGGGGCCCGUUCUGUCCCCUCCCGAAUCAUGGUCCCCCCGCAGGGUCCCCCCAAGUCCCUCUCCACUGUCCCUCUCACUGCCACUUUGUGAGUGGAGCCUCUGGUGGGCAGGAGUCCCAUCAAGCUCCCAGUGCUGUUCCCCACUUUGGUUGGUAACUUUU